This is a messenger RNA of Babjeviella inositovora NRRL Y-12698, 2511 nucleotides long. RefSeq lists its product as uncharacterized. The transcript has a single exon. The record is from RefSeq and is a predicted model, not a curated record. Gene Ontology annotation, molecular function: long-chain fatty acid-CoA ligase activity. Gene Ontology annotation, biological process: long-chain fatty acid metabolic process. Bases 105 to 2351 code for a protein of 748 amino acids. Lineage: Eukaryota; Fungi; Ascomycota; Pichiomycetes; Serinales. Gene Ontology annotation, cellular component: membrane; endoplasmic reticulum.
GGAUUUCUGGUUUAAAUAGAUCCCAUCGCCUCCAAAAUUAGUGAGGUCAGAUCUUUCUGAAAUUCCACUGCAAAUAUCUCCCGUAUAACUCACAUACUUCUGCCAUGUCCGAUAUCAUGUAUCCCACCACGUAUCCUCCGGGGAUUAACGCCAACUCCCACCUCCACGAUAACUUCAUUGAGCUGGCGCCAUUUGAGAGAAGGCAGUUCAAUGGCUUAUUCGAAAUGCCGGGAACGGCUUCGGAAAAGGGAUCGCCCGUAUUCCGGAGCAAAAUAUGUGCUAUUACGGAGGACAACAACAUGGUCACCUCGCUCCACCCCAAGCUCAGCUCUAUCCACGAGUGUUUCCAGUAUAUGAUUCGCUUACACGCCAAGAAACGUUGUUUUGCGACUAGAGACAGUCCUGACAGCGACUACAUCUACCGAACGUACGAGGAGGUGGGUGAGGCGCGCGACCGCUUCGGUUCAGGGUUGGUUAAUCUUAUCAGGAACAUUAUGGGGAUCGAUGACCACCAGUACCGACUGGACGAUAAGGAUGAUUUUGUUCUCACCACCCUUCUUCCUAACUGCUACGAAUGGUUCAUCGCCGAUUUGGGCUGCAUCUCGUACUCCAUCUCAAACUCGGCGUUGUAUGGGACAUUGAGCCAGUUCGACGCCGCUUACAUUUUGAACUUGACCAAGUCGCCGGUUAUCAUUUUAUCCAAGGAUAAGAUCCUUUCCACGAUGACCAUCAUCCAUGAAUACAAACUUAGCUCGAUCAAGGUGUUGAUUGUCACAGAUUACGCCUCGGCGGGAGAUAUUCCACUCUCACAGAGGCAAUUGGCGGAAGAUUUGUCAAUCAAGUGUUUCACGUUUGCUGAAAUCUCGCAGAUGGGAGCCAAACAUCCGCUUGAUCACUUGGCUCCGAUCCCAAGCGGGAUCUAUACCAUUUCCUUUACCUCGGGAACCGUGGGCAAUCCUAAGGGCGUGGUUUUAACCCAUCAAAGUGCGUGUGCCUCCCUUGCCACCUUGGUGACCAUUUUCACCACUUCCAGCUCCAAAAAAAGGCAUGCUCCUGGCCUGGAAUACAGUGUGUUAUGCAUUUUACCAUUAGCUCAUGUCUACCAGAGGCUCGUCUGUGUGUUUGAGCUCUUUAUGGGUGCCACCAUCUACCUUCCGACAAUCUCCAAAGAUGUGAAGCAGAUUUUGGCCGAUUUGGUGGCUGUGAGGCCCUCGCAUUUAGUCGGGGUACCACGUAUCUUCAAUCGUAUCGACGCAGGCAUCACCACCAAGAUACAGUCCCUGGGCUGGAUGACAAAAUACUUGUACAAGAAAACCCUUGACUACAAGAAAGAGAAAUUCAAGGAGGGCCAGCCGAUGACUAACCACUGGUUGUACGAUCGUAACUUUACCCAAAAGAUCAGAACUUCGCUUGGACUAGACAAUGUGCAAUUGUUGGUUACUGGGUCAUCUAACAUGUUGCCAGAAACCAUCAGGAGAUUGAGAUCCUUGUUGAACGCCGAUUUCAUCCAGGGGUACGGCUUGACUGAAUCCUUCGCUUGUGUUACCAUUCCGUUUGGGGAAGACGAGUACCUGCCAGUUAGCUCGGGGUACAUUUCAUGUACCACUGAGUUGAAGUUGAGGGAUAAGGCUGAUAUUGACUUCACAUGGGCAAAGAACCGCUCUGGUGAAAUCAUGAUUAGGGGUCCACAAAUCAGUAAGGAGUACUACAGAGAUCCAAUCAGAACGCAAGAGGCUUAUGAUGCUGAGGGGUGGUUUUUCACUGGUGAUAUCGGGCGUGUUGACAAGAGCGGCAGAUUGGAAAUUGUGGACAGAGUGAAGAAUAUUACCACCUUGCACGGAGGCUACAGCCUUUCUCCCGAAAAGGUCGAGAACGUGUAUUUGCAGUUUAACCCCGGUCUUGUGUCUCAGAUGUAUGUCACUGGCAGUUCCACUCACUCAUUCUUGGUGGGUAUUCUUGUUCUUGACGAGCAGGAGUGCUUGGAAUUGCUUAAGCGUUCAAAUCAACCGAAAUUAAAGAAGGUGGCGUAUAUGAACGAGACUAACAUGAAAGAGUUGAACGACAAUCUUGAGUUGAGAAAGUACAUUUUGUCCGAGAUAAAUUCUCGGGUUUCGGAUUCCAAGUUAUUGAACAAGUACGAAAAAGUGGGCAAUAUCCACUUGUUCUUCAAUAAUGGUGGCCGAUAUGCCAAAUCCAGGUCAGUGAACUACGGGUUUACAGAUGAGAACGGGUUAUUGACUCCUACGAUGAAAACCAGGAGAUAUGAUGCCAGACGGUUCUUUGACGUCGAGCUCAAGAACUUGUACGAGCAAGGAACAAUCUGCAAUGGCAUCGUGUACAAUAAGGUGUAACUUAUGAUUAUAAUUAGAUAUAUGCCCAGAUUGCUUGUACACUAUGUAUAGAGAUAGCUUUGAUGAUCACCGAAUCUUCAGCUCCAAAGAGACCGUUUUAGAAGGGGACAUACUGAGAGAGAGAUGGGGUUAUUUGUAUCCGACACAUAUAAGUUGGUGC